Messenger RNA from Durotheca rogersii, 1020 nucleotides. RefSeq lists its product as uncharacterized. The transcript has a single exon. Bases 366 to 824 code for a protein of 152 amino acids. Lineage: Eukaryota; Fungi; Ascomycota; Sordariomycetes; Xylariales; Xylariaceae. The record is from RefSeq and is a predicted model, not a curated record.
GGGAUGGGGGGGGGACAGAUGAGAUGUACGAGCGCGAUGCGCGCUUGCUACAUAGUCAGGUAACAGAGAAUGAGGAAGAGAAAACCAGGAUGGGAAGUCUUGGGUUACAGACAGAGAGAUUGGGCCACGUCUGCGUUCCUCCUAUGUAUGUGUUUGCAUAUGUUAUGUAUUCUUGAGUUGUGAAAGGUGGUGACCGGCUUGUCUAGUUGCGCGUUGAUAUAAGCAGAGUCGCGAAGCAAUCCAAUCCCGUUAAACUCGUACUCCCUCUCGUCGCUUACAACCUUUUCGCCUUUUGUCCCCCUUACGGAAGAGAGUUCGUACACACGGCCAUUAUAGCAAUUGGUUCUCAAGGCUAUAUCUCCGCGAUGUGCCCUCAUUUUUUUAACGACCAAGGGGGGGACGCGAAUACUAAAAUACAAAGACUCCAUUCGCCCCUUUUCCCCGGCGCCCCCUUUUUUCGACUCGGCGAAGCCCAGGCGGGGCGCACGCACGACACGAUGUCUGGCCCCCUUAGGGAUGUCUUAUCUUUACCUCUUUAUCUGUCUGCAUGCAUACUUCCGCUCUUACCCUCCCCGGGGCAGUCCGUCCUAGCGUGUGGCUUGCUCUGCUCUACUCUACUCUCCUGUAUAUAUGUAUAUAUAAUAGGUAUAUAUACAUACAUAUAUGGUUACGCGCUGCCCCCCUCACCACCCGCCUCUCUCUCUCUCUCUCUCUCUCUCUCUCUCUCUCUCUCUCUCUCUCUCUCUGCGCCACGCGGGCUCUGCCCCAAGCGGGCCUGCGCCCGCCGCGAUUCUUCCUCUGUAGCCGUUACGGUGUCUCGGUAGGUAGGUAGGUUAGGUAGGUGACGUCGGUAAGGUAGAGCGUCUAGGUGGAAGUUUUAGUUCACUCCAAAGGCUCUUCUUCCUUUUUUUUCUCUCUCCCUCUCUCCCUCCUUUCUCCCUUUUGGUCUCUCCCUUUUGGUUUCUCCCUCUCUUGUCCUUCCUCCGAGUAUCCCACCCCACCCCCACCCCCCAACCCCCC